CGAUUGGUUUUGUGUUAAAUUUUGCUUCAAAAAUGUCUAAGCGUUUAUCAUUUGAUGGUGACGACGAAAACAAUAUACCCAGAAUAAUGACCUUUCGGCCAAAAUAUGAAGAAUUCACUAACUUUGCCGCGUACAUCGAGUACAUGGAAUCACGGGGUGCACACAAGGCUGGUCUGGUUAAAAUUAUUCCCCCCGUUGAAUGGACACCGCGCAAAUCGGGCUAUGAUAUUGAAAAUAUAAAUAUGACAAUUCCGCCACCGAUUUGUCAGGUUGUUGAGGGGGCUCAUGGGAUAUAUCAGCAGUUCAAUAUGCAGCAACGACGCCAAAUGACGCUCCGCCAGUUCAUGGAGAAGGCGAACUCGGAGCUCCAUCAGACGCCACGACACAUUAACUAUGACGAUCUAGAGCGCAAAUACUGGAAGAACAUUACGUAUAUAUCACCGCUCUAUGCGGCAGAUAUAAAGGGCACGCUAAGUGAUGAGGAUUUGGAUGUUUGGAAUAUUGGACGACUGGAUACUAUACUGAAUCUGGUUAACACCGAUUAUGGUAUAGAAAUCGAUGGUGUGAAUACGGCGUAUUUGUAUUUCGGCAUGUGGAAGAGCUCGUUUGCCUGGCACACCGAGGAUAUGGAUUUGUAUUCCAUUAACUAUUUGCACUUUGGUGCGCCAAAGACCUGGUAUGCAAUACCACCCAAAUACGGCAGACGCCUGGAGAAGCUGGCCAAUGAGACGUUUGUGGCAAACUAUCAGGAUUGUAAUGCUUAUCUGCGUCACAAAAUGACCAUGAUUAGUCCAAAAGUGUUGCGGCAGCAUAACAUACCGUUUAAUAAGAUCACGCAGGAGGCUGGUGAAAUUAUGAUCACAUUUCCAUUCGGUUAUCAUGCCGGCUUCAACCAUGGCUUCAACGGUGCCGAGUCAACAAAUUUUGCCUCCAAGCGCUGGAUUGAGUACGGCAAGCGUGCCAGCAUUUGCAAAUGUCGAAGUGACAUGGUUAAAAUAUCAAUGGAGACAUUUGUGCGCCACUUUCAGCCCGAACUCUAUGAGAAUUGGCUUAAGGGUGAGGAUUUCGGUUGCCAUCCCGAGGAACCGGGUAAAAUACGCGCUGCAGCUCCGCCAACAAUCAAUCAAUACCAGGUCAUACAGGAGAGCUCGCAAUCAUGCAAAUCAAAAGCUGGAACACCACAGAAGCGAGGCUGUUCGCUGGCUGCCGAUGUUGACGCGCAAUCGGAUGUGGAUGACAAGGAGUCGGGGAGCGUGAAUUGUAAGCAACCCGUUGUCAAGUUGCGCAAACUCCCAGUUGCAACGCCACUCACCACGCAAACUGCUAAUCCACAAAUCGAAGCAAGCGCUUCGACAUCGACGAAAAAAUACGAUUUCAACUCGAUUGCAGUUGUGCGAGUUAAGCGGCUGUGGAAAGAGCUGCCGAAUGAGAACACUGGCACCAAUUUACUUACCAAUGGCAUUGUCAAAAACACAAAACGAAUGCGCUUUCAGACCAAGGUUUUAACACUUGACGAUGAGGAUUAGGCGAUGACGGCGACAUCCAGAUAAUAGUACUGUUUAGUCAAUUGACGAUCUCCAUUGUUGUUAGUAGUUUUAUAAGCGAACGCAAUCAAAGACAUGUAUAUAUCUAUAUAUUAAUUAAAUAUUUUUGUAUAAUAA
This is a messenger RNA of Drosophila grimshawi, 1661 nucleotides long. RefSeq names its product probable lysine-specific demethylase 4A (gene Kdm4A). The record is from RefSeq and is a predicted model, not a curated record. NCBI's taxonomy places the organism in Eukaryota, Metazoa, Arthropoda, Insecta, Diptera, Drosophilidae. The transcript has 3 exons. The coding region runs from base 33 to 1526 and encodes 497 amino acids. Gene Ontology annotation, cellular component: nucleus. Gene Ontology annotation, molecular function: histone H3K9 demethylase activity; histone H3K36 demethylase activity. Gene Ontology annotation, biological process: chromatin remodeling.